AUGCGAACCAACAGUCUGCUGGCAGUAUUGGCUCUCGCCAUUAUAAAAGACGUCGCUGCAUUCCCUUCAAAGCAAUCUUCAGGCAACGAUGAAGGAUCGAAGAAGUCGCACAACAACAAUGACAAACCUACAAAGUCAUCUUCGCACAAAGGUGCACCAUCUCCGAAGCCACGACCGCAGCCUCAGGGUGGACAUAGCAAUUCAUCGAGCAGUAACUGCCACGUAACAACGUACGAUGCAAUCCCAGCUGCCGUUUCCGGUUGCACCGACAUCACACUCGACGGGAUCACUGUUCCGGGAAAGAGUACUAUUGACCUGAGCUCUCUGAAGCAAGGAUCGAAAGUCACGUUCGCGGGCAGGACUUUCUGGGAACAUGGCGAUGCCAACUACCCUCUUGUCAAGAUCAGUGGGGUCGAUGUGGAGAUCACUGGUGCAGAGGGUGCGGUUCUUGACGGAAACGGUGCAUGCUGGUGGGACGGUCUGGGUAGCAAUGGCGGUGUUGCCAAGCCAAACCAUUUCUUUCAGGUCAGGGGGGUGUCAGGGAAAAGCUGCAUCCAUGAUCUGUACAUUGAGAACUACCCUGUCCAUGGCAUCAUGGUGAGCGGUAGCAGUGGACUUGAUAUCCAUCACGUUACUCUGAACAACACCGCCGGUGAAGCGCCUAAUAGUCGCUCCAAUGGUAAACCCGCUUCCCACAACAGCGAUGGAUUUGGCAUGUCUAGCACCACUGAUUCCACAAUCCAUGAUUGCACUGUCAUCAAUCAAGAUGACUGCGUUGCCGUGACCAGUGGUAACAACAUCCUCAUUGAGAACAUGGAGUGUCUCGGUUCGCCGCACGGUCUCUCCAUCGGCUCCGUCGGCGGCAAGUCCAGUAAGUUGCGCUCAAUCACCUCGUCUGGUGAACAUUCAGCUAACGGUAUCCCCUCUGCAGACAACACUGUCACCAACGUAACAUUCAAGAACUCCAACGUCAGGAACUCUGAAAACGGUAUUCGCAUCAAGUCCAACGAGAACACCACCGGUCUGGUCCAGAACAUCCUCUUUGAAAACAUCCACGUCGAGAACAUCUUCAAAUACGGUAUCGUGCUUCAGCAGGACUACCUCAACGGCGGCCCAACCGGUAAGCCUACGAACGGAGUCAAGUUCAAGGACAUUACCAUUCGCAACAUCAAGGGAACCGCUACGAAGGAUGCUAAGAACUACUACAUCCUCUGCGGAAAGGGUAGCUGUGAAAACAUCACGAUUGACAAUGUUGAUAUUACAGGUGGUGGGGAGAAGAGCACUUGCAACUUCAAGACUUCCGGCAGCUUUGACUGCGAUGGCGGAUUUCAGUAG
This is a messenger RNA of Plenodomus lingam JN3, 1335 nucleotides long. The record is from RefSeq and is a predicted model, not a curated record. NCBI's taxonomy places the organism in Eukaryota, Fungi, Ascomycota, Dothideomycetes, Pleosporales, Leptosphaeriaceae.